This is a messenger RNA of Suillus clintonianus, 315 nucleotides long. RefSeq lists its product as uncharacterized. The annotation marks the transcript as partial. Lineage: Eukaryota; Fungi; Basidiomycota; Agaricomycetes; Boletales; Suillaceae. The record is from RefSeq and is a predicted model, not a curated record. The transcript has a single exon.
UGGUCGAAGCCGGGUCAUCGAGAGGCCACCACGAAAUACUUCAAGCUUCAUCGAGCUCGCGAAGAAAUCACUCGUUUAAACGUUGAAGUUCGGCGCCUGCGCACCGCCAUCCAUGAUGAAGAGCUUGGGGUGUCUGACGUCAUGCAGGAACUUCUCGUUUCAGACCCUCACCUGGCCUGCGAGCUACAGCGCCAAUAUCGUUCGCGCCUGGCUAUCAAUGCAGUGCAUUGUUACCGGUUGAGUCGCAUUGAGAAACUCGCAGGUUUUUCGGGAGCCAAAGGUGUUGGCGUCCGCCUUCAGCGCGCUGGUGAAUCU